AUGUCGUCGGCCCACUCGCGCGCGCAGUCGCCGAGCAAUAGCAGCCAUGGAGGCAUCCGAGGCAACAGCAGCAGCAGCUCGUCCUCCUCUUCCUCCACCUCGUUGGACGACGCUGUGGGCUCCGCGACCAUCAACGGCCCGUACCGCGUCGGCAACUCGGACGGAGACACGUGCUCGUACCACGCGCUGCAGGAGGGCGAGUCCUGCCGGCAGCCGCGCACGUGCUACGAGUGCCUGAACUCGGACGUGGCCGGCGUGAGCGACGGCUGCCUGCUGGCGCCCUCGGGCUUCUGCGAGGACAUGUCGAGCUACGAGGCCAACCUGGACUUCCGCCGCAACACGACGGGCGAGGACCUGGGGCUCACGGGCUGGUACAACUACUUUCCGUCGAUCAACUCGACGUACUGCGAGCCGACGGACGAGGCCUGCGUGCUCUGCGACGAGCUCGUGAACAACGGCAGCCUGGGCCAGGCCUCGCACUGGGGCUACGGCGCGGAGAAUGUAUCCACCGAGGUCGAGCGUCAGUUCUGUCUCGGCUCGGACGGCUGCGUUUGCGUCAUGGCCUGCGAGACCGACAACUGGGAGACCAACAUGCCGGCCGAGUGCGACACCAACGGCAGCAACUCGGGCAACAACAACAACUCGUCCACGGACGCCACGAGCUACAGCACCAUGCUCAUCUUCUACCUCGUGCUGCAGGUGGCGCUGCUCGCCGUGUUCAUGUACAGACGCGGACUCUGCAGGAGAAUGGCUCCGCAGAGACCUCCGCCGCGAGCUGAAGGACCGUACAAUAACGUGAACGCUAUCACGUCGCCGUCCAACCGGCUGCGGCUCUCCGGGUGGCGCAAGAUGCAGACCAACCUGAUCGAACGCGAGAAGAAGCAGCGCGCAGUGCAGCCGCAAUACAUGGCGUCCCCAAGGGUGGAGGGCGCGACUGUGCUAGUGGAGGAGGAGGAGACGACCGCUCCGGCGCGGCCGCUGUCGCCACAGGACUCUGCACGGAACAAUGAAUCUGCUCGGGCAGCGUACACCGAGGUGCAGGACGACCCGGUCGCCGUUGCGAGAGCAAGCACAUGUAGCAGAGACCGCAAAGACAGCGUUGGUACAGACCAGGAGGUGGCAAGCGUCGACAGCGACGUCGUGGUCGUCGAAGGGUCUUAUGAGGAGAGGAUAGGCACGCGGGCCGAUCGCGCGUCGUCCACGGUUGCGAUGCUCGAGGCUCGCCGGGAUGCCGCUUAG
Messenger RNA from Phytophthora sojae, 1239 nucleotides. RefSeq lists its product as hypothetical. Bases 1 to 1239 code for a protein of 412 amino acids. The record is from RefSeq and is a predicted model, not a curated record. The transcript has a single exon. Lineage: Eukaryota; Oomycota; Peronosporomycetes; Peronosporales; Peronosporaceae.